Setaria italica (foxtail millet) is the source of this 1948-nucleotide messenger RNA. RefSeq lists its product as uncharacterized. The transcript has 3 exons. The record is from RefSeq and is a predicted model, not a curated record. NCBI's taxonomy places the organism in Eukaryota, Viridiplantae, Streptophyta, Magnoliopsida, Poales, Poaceae. Bases 180 to 1772 code for a protein of 530 amino acids.
AUCGAGUUACCAGUAGUGUACUCUCUUCAAAAUCUUGAGACGUACUGGCAAGGUAGGCAUAAAUUACCCUGUCUAGAAACCAAGUGGAGUUGACAGGUGCUGGCCGACCAUUCCAUAUAGUCGGGGAGUAGCGUUUGUGUCUGGCAUCCUUUUAACCACCUGACUUAUUCUAGCUUGUGAUGAGUCCAUCAAAGGACAUAGCCCCAAUGUCAGGCGAGCAUGAAGCACUCUCCUCCAACAUAAGCUCUUCUUCCUCCAUCGGACUACAGGAUGGAAGUGAGGACCAUGCAAAAGUCGACCUUGCUGCCAUGACCGAACUCUCAGAGAUCAUUGUUGACGAAAUAAGCAGCAGCAACCGACGGCGACAAAGCUCACCCAGGGAACAAAUCUUUCGUGUACCCAAGGAGAUGUUACGUGCUGCCGGCGAGGGCGCGUACACGCCGACGUUUCUUUCUAUAGGACCAUAUCACCAUGGCGCCACGGAAGAAAUGUGGCGCAACGAGCAGCGCAAACUUGUUGGCCUUGGUGGCGUCGUCGAGGAGGGCGGGCCGUCGGUGCUCGAGUACGUGAAGAGCAUUGCGGCCAUCGAGGCCAAGACGAGGAUGUGCUACGAAGGUGACAUCUCGAUGGAACGAGGUGCGUUCUGCAAGAUGCUUCUGCUUGACGGGAUGCAACUGAUAUGUCUGCUUGAAUUUAUCAGCCAUGGGCAGGAAGCCGGCGAUGCCAUCGCCGAGCCAUCCAACCGCACUGCUACUACUUGUUGUGAUGCCGUUGCUGUGGCCGUCCAACGGAUCAUCAGCAACAAGAAUCAGGCUCUCUGCUGGCGAGGCCAAAGUCAGAGUCAGGGAGGAAGCCAGGAUUGCAGUCAGCACGCCAACUGCGGAGUCAAAACUCGUAACUUGAUCAGGACCUUACACGACCUGAUGAUUCUGGAGAACCAGAUCCCGUUCUUUGUGGUCGAGAGGAUAUACGCCUUGCGUUAUGCAAAUAGCCCAGUAACAGAGUAUGGACAAGUGAGGCCGGCGGUUAUGGAUCUAGCCUGGCGAGCCAUGACAGCAAUCUUGGACGGUGCCCCGACAGCGGCAUCCCAUCCCGUCAGAGACUGCAAACAUUUGAUCGAUCUGUGCCAUGUUUACUUGAAGCCAACCUGUCUACAGCACAAAGAACCGGGUACCUAUGGAGGAAGAUUCCGGCGAGCCACGGAGUACUACGAGGCCGGCGUCAAGUUCAGGCCGUGGAACGCGGACGACACAGGCUCGCAGCGGCCCUCGCUGGACGUCAAGUUCUCCAAUGGCGUCCUGAGGAUGGCACUCCAGAAGGUGGACGAGAAGACCGAUUACAUCCUCCGCAACGUCCUGGCGUACGAGCAGAGGUACGCCACCGGCGACGAUUGCUACGUGACGGCGUAUGUGUUUUUCAUGUCGCAGCUCCUGGGGGAGCCGGAGGACGUGGCGCUACUGGCGCGGCGGGGGAUCAUGGGGCACCUCCUGGGCAGCGAUGCCGAGGUGUGCGCGCUGUUUCGGGGGCUCACCAACGGGCCCGCCUUCGACCCGGACGGCGACCACUACCUCAACUGGGUCGGCGUGGCGCUGCGGAGCCACUGCCGGCACCGCCGGCACCAGUGGCGCGCCUGGGGGCGGAGGCACCACUUCGGCAAUCCAUGGCUGGUAGCGGCGUGGGUGUUCGGCGCCACCACCGUGCUCUGCACCAUCCUUCAGACGGUGUUUACUGUGCUUUCCUACGUCAAUGGAGCACAACCCCAUAACAACUGAUGAACAAACGUGAUUGAUUAUACUCCCCCUGCGUUCAAGAAAUACAGCUACUUCUAGCUUUCAAAUUUUCUUUUGUAAUAACUGCGUCAUGUGUAACCAGUUUAAUCUAUACUAUAAAGAGUGCGGCAAUUGAAAACAAUUCCCACUCAGAGUUAUACUAUGUACAUCUCUGGGUA